Molecule: messenger RNA, 633 nt
Organism: Symbiodinium pilosum
Lineage: Eukaryota; Dinophyceae; Suessiales; Symbiodiniaceae
Source: the annotation of a GenBank genome assembly
AUGAGUGGACAGGAAGGUCCCUUCAAGAUCGUCAUCCUGGGUGAGGGACGAGUGGGAAAGACUUCGCUCUUGCGACAGUUCGUUUCCAGAACCUUCAGUGACCAGGAGGCAUCUACCCAGUCCGCGGCCUAUCUUGACAAGAUACUGCUGCUUCGAGGCACGCAGGUCCAGCUUUCUCUGUGGGAUACAGCUGGCCAGGAGCGCUUCCACUCCCUGGCCCCUAUCUACUAUCGCAAUGCUGAUGGCGCCUUGCUGGUUUACGAUAUCACUGACCUGGAGAGCUUCAGGCGGGUGGCAAAAUGGGUGGAGGAGCUUCAGGUGAUGGGCACCACUUGCGUUCUGGCGAUUGUUGGCAACAAAUCAGACUUGCAGUCACAGGCCAAAGUGCCUAAGGCUGAUGCGGAGACCUAUGCAAGGAGUAUCAAUGCCAGACACAGCACUGCCUCUGCCAAGCUCGGUUUUGGUGUCGAUGAAGCCUUCGGAGCUCUGGCAGAAGAUGUUCUCGCAUCCAGGGCGCGAGCUCCAGGCCAAACUCAGACUUCGUCCCGGCGAACGCGAGGAGCCCUAGUUGUGGCCGAAGAUGAUGCUGCGCAGCCGUCGCGGCAGAAAAGUGGAUGCUGUGGAGGUGGAUGA